GCGGAGUUUUACUGGCCAUCAAAUCAACCCUGCAAGCUGUGUCUAUCGACGACAAUUCCUGGGAUGAUCUGGAAAUUGUGUGGGUCCGCCUCGAUCUCGGUAACCGGAAGCUCUUUGUGUGUGUGGUCUAUAUACCUCCGGAUCGUACACGAGAUAAUGUCCUUGCUACUGACGCUGCGACCUUUGCUUUUAAGAAAUGGACUUCCGUCCACGUGGCCACCCGCGACGGCUAGCUCAAUUUGGUAUCGGCUGGCAUCCAGCAGCGGAAUCCCAUUUCCCAAGCAAUCAAUUCGUAGCUAUGCUGCAGUGCACCGGAAGGAGGCCUCCAGCCUGUCCCCUGAGGCAACCGGAUCCGGAAGAACCGACGUGUCCACCGAUGUUCGACCAAUCGGAGAGCGGGUGAAGGAAAACACCAAAACUGCCAGCUACAUGGGCGUGAUCCUGCUGGGCGUUGGAGUUACCGGGAUUCUUUUUUAUGCCAUUUUCAGGGAACUUUUUUCCUCGAAUAGCCCGAACAACAUUUACACGGAAGCGCUGGAAAGGAUUCAGCACGAAAAUCGAGUUAAGGAUGCUUUGGGAGCUCCGAUCAAGGGCUUCGGAGAGGAAAGCCGGCGAGGCCGACGGAAUCACGUAGCCCACACUUCCUACGUCAGGGAUGGAGUUCAGUACAUUCGGAUGCAGUUUUACGUGCAAGGAAUCCGCAAUAAAGCGACCGUACAUUUAGAAAAGAAAAUGAACGACUCAGGCGACUAUGAGUAUCGGUAUCUGUUUGUUCAGCUCGAUUAUUAUCCCCACACAACGAUCAUCCUGGAGGAUAACAGACUGCAGCAGGAUGCUGCCAAGAGUGGUCAGCCAUUGCAGCCUCUUUUCUAGCUCACGUUCUAAUGUGUCGACUAAAUUAUGUCAUAUUUUGUAAAUAUAUUAAGUUUAAAAGUGUUUGAAGCUCUAGUAAUGAGAUGAAAUGUUGGAGAAAUGAUUUCAACAGCAAAGCA
Messenger RNA from Uranotaenia lowii, 992 nucleotides. Its product is annotated as mitochondrial import inner membrane translocase subunit Tim21. Gene Ontology annotation, cellular component: TIM23 mitochondrial import inner membrane translocase complex. NCBI's taxonomy places the organism in Eukaryota, Metazoa, Arthropoda, Insecta, Diptera, Culicidae. The record is from RefSeq and is a predicted model, not a curated record. Bases 64 to 873 code for a protein of 269 amino acids. Gene Ontology annotation, biological process: protein import into mitochondrial matrix. The transcript is spliced from 3 exons.